Molecule: messenger RNA, 5079 nt
Organism: Triticum dicoccoides
Lineage: Eukaryota; Viridiplantae; Streptophyta; Magnoliopsida; Poales; Poaceae
Product: exocyst complex component SEC8-like
Exons: 35
Coding region: 1-4812 (1603 amino acids)
Biological process (GO): Golgi to plasma membrane transport; exocytosis
Cellular component (GO): exocyst
Source: RefSeq, a predicted model, not a curated record
AUGCGGGCUUCGCGCGCACGCAGCGCGGCAGGAGAGGCUGCCCCGCGCACCGAAGAAAUCGGCACCCAGCCAAUCAAACCAAGCGCGAGCCCCACAAGUCAUCGCCCGCUCAGGAUCUACCGGCCGGUCAAAAUGCAGAGCUCAAUUCCCAGCGAAGAUCGAAUGACCAGGAAUGAGAAAAAGACCGCGUUGACCAGGAUCGGACGGCCAUCGAAGGAAGCGAUCGGGGGAGCAUUCUGGGAGCGAGUUGCCCAGCCUCAUUAUUGGCGGGCACCUCUUGCAGACAACAUUGGCAAACGGUACUCCAUGCUUGACUAUGCGUUCAACAAGGGUCAUCGUGCCCGUUUCAUAGAGAACAGAGUGAUGCUCCCGCCACUGCGCAUGAGGGGUCAUGCGAAUGCCGUGAAAAUGGAGUACGACGAGCGCUACGCGUCGUACUUCAGGAGAGCCCGGUUGCUUGGUUUCGUCCUGCAGUUCAAGCGUCAGCAGCCGACGCUCGUCCACGCAGCUCUCACGACUUUGAUUGACCGGUGGCGACCCGAGACGCAUAGUUUCCAUCUCCCAUGCGGGGAGAUGACAGUGACCCUCGAGGAUUGUGGGAUGAUUAUGACCCUACCGAUCGAGGGUCAUGCACUCACCGGGCGAGUGGAGAGGACCAACUGGCAGCAGAGGGUUACCACCCUCAUCGGCGACUGCCCCGACGCUAAGGGUAACCGGACAUCCGGUGUAUCGCUGCCCUGGCUCCUAAACAACCGGAAGAAAUGCCUGGUGAAUGAUGAGGAGGCCGACUGGGAUGCAGGGUACAGUUGGCGGACCGCCUCUCUCGCCUACCUAUACCGCCGCUCGCUUGACGAGGCAACCAAGAGGACGGAAGAUACUUCUGGUAUGGGUGGAUAUGUGUGGGCCCUCUCCAUUUGGAUGUGGGAGCGACUGCCGGUGGGGGCGUCUAGAGAAGUUAAGAAGAGGUCCGUGGGAUGCGUAAACUGGUGGCCGUAUCAUGACCAAGAGUGGGGGUUCGAGCUGAACGUGAUGUGCGAGGAGGACAACGGUCUUUGGCGAUGCAUGGUGCCCAUGCUAUGUGUGUGCGCCGUCGAGUGGCACUUGCCACACCGCGUGGCCGCGCAGUUUGGGAUCUACCAGCAUACACCAUCGGGCAUGCCGAACGAUACCGGCGGCCACGAACUCCACUUGUGGCGUAAAGAUGUGGAGAGGCGAGUGCUUGACUGGGGUGAUAACGCCCACCACAUGAGGUGGUACGACGAUGGCCAAAAGCACCGUCUUCGUCUCAGGCCUCGGUGGAUGACAGAAGAUAUCGCGCAGCUGGAGGAGGAUGCCCCCGAGGAAGAGGCCUACCAGUCCGGCGGGCUGAACAGAUGCAUCUUUGAUGGCUCAGAUGCACUAGGUCAUGCCCCCGGGAACGGAGAUUCUGAGAACAACAUGAGGGAGACGAUGAGGAAGUUCGUGAAGCGUUGCCACAAGCUGGUAGCCCUGCUUGGGUGCGCUGGCUCGGUUGAGCUCAUGAUCCUGGUCAAAACCCGAAAUUCAGCCUCUUACCGGUUCCGACGCCCUACCCCCUCUCGUAGCCCUCGUAUAGCCCACUCUCUCCAGAUCUCGCUCGUCUCCCCUGGUCCCGCCUCGCCGUCGGUAACGAUGAACCGCCACCGCCGUGGCAUCUUCGACGGCCUCCCGAUUCCGGCCGACAAAUCUUACCUGAAGGAAGGGCUGUCGCGGAUCGACGAGGGAUGGGCCGCGGCGCGGUUCGACUCGCUGCCGCACGUCGUGCACAUCCUCACCUCGAAGGACCGCGAUGGCGAGAUCCAGUUCCUCAAGGAGCAGAGCGACCUCAUCGAGGACGUCGUUGACGAGGUCGUCCACGCGUACCACCAUGGUUUCAACAAGGCCAUCCAGAACUACUCCCAGAUCCUGCGGCUGUUCAGCGAGUCCGCCGAGAGCAUCACCGGCCUCAAGGGGGAGAUGUCAGAGGCCAAAAAGCUGCUUGGGAGGAAGAAUCAGCACCUUGGGCAGCUAUGGUACAGGUCCCUCACGCUGCGCCACGUGAUCUCCCUGCUGGAUCAGGUUGAGGAUGUUGCCAAGGUUCCUGCUCGGAUUGAAAACUUGAUGGCAGAGAAGCAGCUAUACGCCGCAGUGCAGUUGCAUGUUCAGUCAAUGCUGAUGCUAGAGCGGGAAGGCCUUCAAGCGGUAGGUGCUCUUCAAGAUGUUCGAUCUGAUCUAACAAAGCUGCGUGGUGCACUGUUCUACAAAAUUUUGGAAGAGCUGCAUUGCCACCUAUACAACAAUGGUGAAUAUAGCUUGGUGACUUUAAGCAUGGUUGACAGUGAGGACAUACCAACUUCUGGAGCCACUGGUCGCUUAGUAAACAGCAUGCAGCCUCUGUCCAGGAGAACAAUGUCUAUUAAAGGUGAAAAUCACUUUAGUGGACCAGCUACUGCAGAUGGGAUAACAAAAACUAGUUCUGUUGGAUGUUCUUCAUUUGAUGGCCCAGAUGAUGAUAGUAGCUUAGGUGGUGGGUGUGGUCGGAAGGAUUCCAAAAGUUUCUCUUGUGAAAUUCCGAUUUUCCUUUCUUGCGCUACACCAGACGAGUUCCUUGAAUCAAUGAGAAAGGCAGAUGCUCCCCUCAAUGUGAAAUACUUAAGAACAUUGGUGCAAUGCUUAUCCAUGCUUCAAAAGGUUGCAGCUGCUGGAGCUGUGAUAUGCCAAAGAGUUCGCCCGACAAUUCAUGAUGUUAUCACUUCAAAGAUUAAAUCAUAUGCUAGAGAGGCUUCAAAGUCCAAUAUAGAUAAAGUUGCAAAAAGAACGGCAUCGGAUGUGUCACAUUCACAUGGAGCUGUCACCCGUUACCAACUACCUAAACAGAAAAAGAAGAAUGAGGCAUCGACAUUGGCAACACAACUUGUUGCUAGUCCCAUCUCUCCAGUUAUGGCACCCACAGGAGAUGCUCAGCAUGCAGCUAGUCAGCUUCUUGGUUCAAUAUUUGAGUGUCUAGUAGGCAUACUUGAGAACCAUAUUACUGUUGGAGAGCUUCUUGAACAAAAAUCAUCAACUGACGUUGACAGUGUAAACACACCUCAUGUGGCAAAUGGGGACACAAGCUGGAAUCCAGAUUCUGAAUACUCCCAACCUACUGGUGGUUUUAGUGUUGCAUUCUCUCUGUCAGUUGUUCAGAGCGAGUGCCAGCAACUUCUGUGUGAAAUUUUGCGGGCAACUCCAGAAGCUGCUACUGCAGAUGCAGCUGUUCAGACAGCUAGGCUUGCAAAUAAGGACCCAGUGAAGGAAAAGAGGGAUGGAUCAGAAGGCCUUUCUUUUGCUUUUCGCGUUACAGAUGCAGCAAUCUCUGUGCAAAAUGAAGGUCAAGGAUGGAGAAGAAACCCAGCUGUACCCCAAGAAGGGUAUGGAACAGCAAGCAUCAUACCUGAUCAAGGGAUUUUCCUAGCUGCAUCAGUUUACCGUCCUGUCUUUGAGUUUAUGAAUAAAAUAGGAUUGAUGCUUCCUCGAAAGUAUUCACAACUUGGGAAUGAUGGCUUAUUGGCUUUUGUGAACAACUUCUUGAAGGAGCACUUCUUGCCAGCAAUAUUUGUAGACUAUAGAAAAUGUGUUCAGCAGGCUAUAUCUAGUCCAGCAGCAUUUAGACCACGUGUAAAUGCAACCUCAGUAUAUAGCUCACUAGUGGAGAAUGGCCGCCCUGUACUACAAGGGCUUCUGGCUGUUGAUAUAAUUGCCAAAGAGGUUCUUGGUUGGGUUCAAUUGAUGCCGAUCUAUGCUGCUGAGCUUGUUGAGUAUGUUCGCACCUUUCUGGAACGUACACACGAAAGAUGCCGGGCAUCAUAUAUGGAGGCUGUUCUUGAGAAACAAAGUUAUAUUCUCCUCUCACGGAGUGAUGUUGAAAGUUUAAUGCGCCUGGACCCUGCAAAUGCUUCUUUGCAAAAGUCUUUCGGUCAACUUGAUAACGACAUUCCAGAUGCAGGAAUUGAAGUGGAGAUUGAACUAAGUGACCUCCUAUUGGAUAUGUGCCCGAUAAAACAGGAAAACUUGAUCCAUGAUGACCAGAAAUUGAUAUUGCUGGCAUCUCUUAGCGACUCCUUAGAAUAUUUAGCAGAUUCAGUUGAAAGGCUUGGUGAGUCAUUUAUAAGUCCAUCCACCAUCUCAGAAAACAAAAGUGACAUACACCAAAGUCACCGUACUCGCACAACUAGUGCAAUUCCGAAAAGCCUUGCGUCUCUUGCUAAUGAGUACAGAAGGCUAGCAACCGAUUGUGUUAGAGUCUUGAGAUUGGAAAUGCAGUUGGAGACAAUAUAUCACAUGCAGGAAAUGACAAAAAGAGAAUAUGUAGAAGAUCAAGACGCUGAAGAUCCUGAUGACUUCAUCAUCUCUCUUACAACUCAGAUUGCACGUAGGGAUGAAGAAAUGGCUCCUUACAUCGCAGAAUCGAAAAGGAACUAUGUAUUUGGUGGGAUUUCUAGUGUUGCUGCUAAUGCAUCAAUAAAGGCACUCGCACUAAUGAAGUCCAUCAACCUGUUGGGAGUUCAACAAAUAUGCAGAAACUCGAUAGCACUAGAACAGGCACUUGCAGCCAUACCUUCCAUUGAUAGUGAGGCAGUCCAACAGAGAUUAGAUCGUGUUCGGACAUUCUAUGAGCUACUAAACCUGCCUUUCGAGUCUUUGCUUGGGUUCAUUGCUGAACAGGAAUAUUUUUUUUCUGCAAAAGAAUACUUGAGCAUACUAAAGGUCAAUGUACCUGGUAGAGAGAUACCAAUGGAUGCUGAACGACGUAUCUCACAGAUUUUGAGUCAUUAAAUUGAAUUGGGCAAGAUGAUUUUAGCUGUAAGUGGUGGCAGAUGUCUCACUGUAUCUUUCUCGGCUUUCUCUGUAGCUGUAGUUAAUUUUGUUAUUUCUGUUUGGUUUUUUUCUUUUGAUGUCUACAGUGUAGGUAAUGUGUUAUUUGUUGUCUCAUUCACUGUAAAUUUGUAGUGCUUUGACUGGAACGCUCAUUCUUGAUUGUUGUAAAUGUGUAAUCUUUUGGACGUAAUUUUAAUAAAAUUCUCAGAUUCAUGUGUUCCGUUA